UUGACGAGUUUCUACUUCCAGAUCCAACUUCACUGCUCAGCACCUUCUCUUCGCUCUAACCCCAAAUCCAAACCCUAGCCACUUUUGUACUUCUUCCUCGGUACCAAAAAAUUUCUUCUUGGAUCGAAGUUUUAUCGAAGGAGAAGAAUGUAAAUUUCUUAUAGAACAGUGCUCGGGUUGGAAUGUUUCCGAACAUGGAUCGGACCUGGUACGAGCCAAUGGCAAGAAGGGUUCCGAGGAGGGUCUGGUUAGGGUUUCAAAAAUCAAUGGGUGUCCUCGUGGGUGGGAAUCACACUUCCUCCAGAGUCUUAUAGUGAAAAAAAAAAAAAAAAUCCAUGGAAUUGAAGGCUGUCAAAUUCCAGAUCCUUCAUGGGUCUAUAGCGAGGCGUGUGCUUUUUCGCGCUUUCCUUUUCGCCUCGGCUAUCUCCGUCAUUCAGUUGCUGCAUGUCGUUUCUGGGCCCUAUUUGAAAAUUUUCUCAUCUGUGCCUUCCGGUGACUGUAUCGCCAUGAAAAUGGAUAACAAUCCAACUUCCAACUUCACCUUCGGUAGGUUUCUGUUUCAGGGCCGGUUCAUAAAUCCCAUUUGGGGCUCAUUCGAACCCACGCAGUGUUCGGAAGAUGUGAAUUUGACUGUCAGUGUUGUCAGAGAGCUAAUGGCUAAGCAAUUCUUGAACUAUGGGGCUAAAGCUCUCUGCGUUGGGGAAGCGGCCGCACCGUCUGUGUCGGUCUUGCGCGAUUUGGGAUUUUCAAAGGCUUACGGUGUUGAUGAACACCGGAUUUUCUCUCUCAAGCGCAAACAUUUUGUGCAUGAAAUCGAUUACGAGGACAAAUCAUUUGAUUUUGUGCUCUCCAAAGAUCUAGACAAGGCUUCUGUCCCUGCUCUUCUUGUGCUUGAGAUCGAGCGCGUUCUUAGCCCCGGUGGAAUAGGGGUUCUGCUUGGGGGUACCACCGGUUUGACCACGAAUAGCUUGAUUCGAUCGGCUAUACCUAUAUCAUCGGUGCUGAAAAGUUCCAGUGUAGUCCAUGUUAAUCAUAUAAAUAACUAUACUUUAGUGGUAUUCAGAAAGAGAUUUGAAAAUGUUGGAUACUUUGGGCAAUACCACCUUCCGGCUGACUGCCCGUCUUUCAUCAACAAUAAACCUUUCAUUGAGCAAAUGGAGUCUCUUGUGGAUGAGAAGCCGAUAUGGUCAAAGAAAAAGUACUCCUAUUUGCCCAAGUUAUUAGAUUUUUCUUCAAAGAAGAAGUUGGUCUACAUUGAGAUUGGUGCUGGGGAGCAUCUUCACCCUGUCGCAAAUUGGUUCCCUCCUUCUUAUCCGAUUCAGCGCAAAGAUUUCAAUGUCUAUUUUGUGGAUCAUAACACUUCUGUUUUAUCCUUCUAUGUCAAAAAGCCUGGUAUCACCUUUGUUUAUCACCCGGGUCUUUCUGGAACCAAGGAUAAGGUCAAUCUUACUAUUGAUGGAGAUUUUGAGACAUUGGUUGGAGAAACUGAGUUUGAUUUCCUUGCUUGGUUUAAAGACAUUGUUCAAAAUGCAGAUUUUGUGGUCCUGAAGAUGAAUGCAGGUGAAAUGGGACUGAAACUCCUCUCUGAGUUAUUUGAAACCGGGGCUAUUUGCUUUGUUGAUGAGCUGUUUCUCCGAUGCUCAGGCCGUGUAGAGGGUGAAGGUGCAACGCCACUUGACUGCACGAACCUCUUCAAGGACCUCCGUAAGAGCGGUGUGUUUGUCCAUCAGUGGUGGGGAGAUUAUAAUCCUGCUAAUAUUUGGUAAACCGGCUAUGCUGUUAUGAUUUGUCUAUUAGGACUGUGUUUGAAACAUGUGUAGUGCUUUUAUGGUUGGGGCACUCUUAACUAAAUAAGCAACCAUUUGUUAUGUGUGGUAUGUUGUUUUAAGAAGAUGUUUUUCAUGUGUGCUGUAAUGAAAAGUGCUUUAUGGUUUUGGCACUCUACUAAAUAAGAAAAAACCAUGUAUAAUUUCCCGCUUAAUAUGAAGAAUAUGAAGUUGUGUGCUUAUUUAA
This is a messenger RNA of Ziziphus jujuba (common jujube), 2013 nucleotides long. RefSeq lists its product as uncharacterized. The coding region runs from base 336 to 1766 and encodes 476 amino acids. The transcript has 2 exons. Lineage: Eukaryota; Viridiplantae; Streptophyta; Magnoliopsida; Rosales; Rhamnaceae. The record is from RefSeq and is a predicted model, not a curated record.